Phragmites australis (common reed) is the source of this 1791-nucleotide messenger RNA. RefSeq names its product zinc finger BED domain-containing protein RICESLEEPER 1-like. The record is from RefSeq and is a predicted model, not a curated record. NCBI's taxonomy places the organism in Eukaryota, Viridiplantae, Streptophyta, Magnoliopsida, Poales, Poaceae. The transcript is spliced from 2 exons. Gene Ontology annotation, molecular function: protein dimerization activity; DNA binding. Bases 1 to 1791 code for a protein of 596 amino acids.
AUGGCAGAGGCGAGCACCCAAAGGCGAAAGCGAAAGCGAAAGUUGGAACCGCGGUCCGGUGUGUGGGAGCACUUCAACCGUUUCACAGAUGACCAUGGGAAGGACAGAGCGGAGUGCAGAAGUUGCCGUCUGGUGCUCAGCGCGAACACUACAAACGGCACGAGCAGCCUGCAGUCACGCGCCAGGCUAUGCAAAUGCAAGGGACAGGAAGCUGCAGCUGUGGGGGGACGACCGCGGCCCUCUGCUUCGUCGCGCUCAGAUCCAUCAUCUGACUGCGAGCCUGCUGUCCAGGAAGAAGCUGGCCACAAGACUAGCCUGGAAGAACAGGCCAGUGGAGACCUGGCUCGGAUGAUCGCUUUGCAUGGAUACGACUCGUCGGUCGUCGAGGACGACUACUUCAGGAGCUUCGUGCGCCGCCUCAACCCUGAAUUCAGGGUGCCCUCACGCUCUGCCAUCGAGGAGAUUUGCGAUGCAUGCCACUUCAUCGAUGAUGAAUGGAAUCUUCACAAGGUAGUCAUGGAUGCUUAUGUGGAUGUACCAUGGGGUGACUUCUAUGACCCAUUCUCUGGAGCUCCUGAGGUUUGUCUUGAUCCUGAUGUCUAUUCCAUUGAUCAUUUGAUUGAUGGUAUUUCAGGACGUGAUAUUUUGGAUAGGCUGUUCAUGAUGGCACGUGGUAAAAUGGACGGCGAUAUUGACCACAAACUGAUGUGUCGCAUAAAGCAAGAAUCAAUUAGUACCACCUACAUGGACGAGGUGCUUCACUCCAUUGCUAGCCGCCUUCUUCUAGAUACAGAUGACGGUCUAGAAAUGUGUUUACAGUCAGGCGUGCAGGAUUUACAUUUGACUAGACAAAAGUGCCAGCAGCUUCUUUCACAACUUGGUCUAGAAUGCCAAUGGGCAUACGGUGAGCAUUGGUAUGCGUGCUAUUGUUCUUUGGAAGUUCUUCGCAAGGAAGAUUCGUCUACAAUUGCAGACAUAGGUUCUGAAAUCGUAGGACUGUUGUGCAACAUUUGGGGGAAGAUAUAUGGUGCCAUUAAAAGAAUUUCAGCCUCCAGCUGUCCGACUUCAAAUCUCUGUCUUGCAGAGUUGUUUAAUGUGAGGGAAGUCUUGCAAUCUGAACUAGAACGGACUGUUGGGGACAAUGCAGAUGUUUUCAAUGAAAUGUGCUUUAGCUCUCUAUAUGACAAAGAUGUUGCAGAUGUUCUUAAAGAUGCAAUGGACACUUUAGACAAGAACUUAAAAGAUUCAUACCUCGUAUGGUCUAUACCGGUUGUACUGGAUCCCCGGUACAAACUCAGAUACCUAAAAUUCGCCUUCAGGAGAGCAUUUGGUUCUAAUGAGGCAGCAAGCUACAUCUCCGACGUAACAGAACAGAUCACUGAGCUGUAUGCUGAUUACACUGAAUAUGUUGGUGGAAUCAACAGUGCAGAUUCAAGUCUUGUCGUUGCGGCGGGGGACAAUGCUGAUCCAUCAGAACAAGCAUGGGACGAGUAUUGCCGUUCACAGACGGAACUUGAUCGUUACCUGCGCGAUAGUCCCGUGCCUCGGACGACAAAGGGUUUUGACAUUCUCAGCUGGUGGAAGGAUCACAGCAGGGAGUACCCGACGGUGUCUCGGAUGGCGAGGGACGCUCUCGCCAUGCCCACAUGCAGUAAGCUUUCUUCUGAACAACUCGCCCAUGUCAGGAGCAUUAUCCUUGGUUAUUCCAAGGAAGAGUACAGACACCCUUUGCUAAAAGAGCGAGAAAAAAGCCGUUAUGAUAGCUCUAGUGAUAGUUCUAGUGAUGUGUAG